GUUUUUUUUCUUCUGUUUUUUCACAACGGUCCUAAACUGCACAGAGAUUUGGAAUAUUACAUUACAGCCUUGCAGGACGGAAGAUGGCGACUGUCAUUCAUAAUCCAUUAAAAUCGCUGGGUGACCAGUUUUAUAAAGAAGCCAUUGAACACUGUCGCAGCUACAAUGCCCGCCUCUGUGCUGAGCGCAGCGUGCGGAUGCCCUUCUUGGACUCUCAAACCGGCGUGGCUCAGAACAACUGCUACAUCUGGAUGGAAAAGCACCACCGCCGACCAGGCCAGGCAGCAGGGCAGAUGUAUACGUACCCUGCUCGUUGCUGGAGGAAAAAGAGGCGACUCCACCCACCCCUGGAUCCCCAGCUCCGCCUGUGUGAGCUCCGGCUAGAAGCAGAACUGGCCCCGAAGCGUGAGGGGCCACCAGGGGAGGCCACCUCCUUGGAGGCUCUCCUGAGGGGGGACAGCGUUUUGGAGAAAAAAAACAGUCUCAGUAAAGACGAGGAGACGCUUCUAGAAAUACAGAGAGUUCUGGAGGCAGAGGAAAAUGGGGACAGUUUCCAUGAAGAUGAAGAGUUAGAAGCAGAUACACCAAAGAAAAAGAACAGGAAUAGAGGCAAAAGCAGAGGAUCAUCUCGCAGAAGGACAGAAUCUGUUAAUACUGAAGACCAGGAUAAACCUUACAUCUGUGACAAUAGGUACAAACAAAAGCAUAACUCAAAAAAGGCAGAAGAAGUUUGUGGGAAGCGCUACAAGAACCGUCCAGGUCUUAGCUACCAUUACACACACACUCACCUGGCCGAGGAGGAAGGCGAAGAGGAGAAGGACGCAGAGAUGGCCCCACCGUCGCCUCACAGUUCAGACAACCACAAACCUCAGAAGGGCUCUGAUGGCACCAUCAUUCCCAACGACUACUGUGACUUCUGCUUGGGAGACCAGGACUCUAACAGGAAAACAGGGCAGGCAGAGGAGUUGGUGUCCUGCUCUGACUGCGGGCGUUCUGGCCACCCGACGUGUUUGCAGUUCACAGAGAACAUGAUGCAGGCGGUGAGGACAUAUCAGUGGCAGUGCAUCGAGUGCAAGUCUUGCAGCCUGUGUGGCACCUCCGAGAAUGAUGACCAGUUAUUGUUCUGUGAUGACUGUGAUCGGGGAUAUCACAUGUACUGUCUGAAACCUCCAAUGACCCAACCUCCUGAAGGGAGCUGGAGCUGUCACUUGUGUCUGGACCUGUUAAAAGACAAGGCCUCAGCCCACAUAGAAGCUUAAUGGGAAUUGGAUGCAUACUACACAGUGCCAUGGAAAAGCAUUGAUAGCCCUUGAACUUUUCUACAUUUUGUCACAUUGUUACCAACCCCUGAAAAGUGUGUCCUGCAUAUGUGUUCAAUAACUCAAGUCAAAACCUUUAUUCCAGAUUUGUGUGCUGCACUCCAAAGGUUGUUCUGUAAACCGAAUUUCCUACCUGAUCUUAAGAUCCCUGCAGCUCCUCCAGGGUUACUAUUGGCUUCUUAACAGCUUCUCUUAUUAUUGCUGUCCAUGCUCUGCCUGUCACUUUAGACAGACAGCCAUGUCUCUGUAGGUUUGCAGUUGUAUUCUUCCUGGUUUCAGAUUAUACUUCCCUCAACACCUACAUUGCUGAUUUGUUAUGUUUUUGUAAUGUUUUCCUAUCUUGACUGUAUUAAUAUUUACUAAGUAUGUGACCUCAGAAGGGCAACUGGCUGCCCUGGAUUUUUAAGGGUAUCAGAUUAAAGGGGGGUUCAAUAGAAAUGCAUUCCACAUCAUGCAAAUUUCUAUGUGGAAAAGACAUGUUUGCUUUUUCUCCCAUGUCACAGUUCUGCACUACUUUGUGCUGGUCAGUCAAAAAAGACUUUAAGGUUUAGGGUUGUAAUGUGACCAAAUGUGAAAAAUGUUAAGGGCUAUACAUUUCUUUGCAAGACACAAUAAGUGUUUGUACAUACAUAUUAGCAGUUUGAUGUGCGCACACAUGUGGAAAAAACACACAGAGAUUGCAGACAGCUCUAGAAACACCCCCACAUAUACACAUUCCAAUACAUUAGCAGGCCCAGGGCAGCAUCCGGUUUAAGAAGAAAAAACCCUUUACCUAGCAACACUCAACAGAUGCAUAUGUCAUCAGUGUGCAACCUCAACCACAGGCCAGUGAACAGCAGGUCUGCCGUUCAAAUACAUCUCUACCUCACCACCCAGUGGACGUGAAGGAGCCAAGGCAGGAUUGAUAACCCACCGUAGUACAUGUCUAUGUUCAAUUUAGAUGAUUUCCAAACUUUUUUCAGCUUAUUUAGGACUUAUAUGAUAGACCUUUAGAAGGUGUCUGCUAAUCCCGAAUCACUUCGUUUCCUCUCUGCUCUGAGGACUCCAGCUGGGACAAACCUGAGUGAGUUUGACUGAUGUUUGUUUAAAGCGCUCCCUCCAGCUCUGCUCCUGUGUUUAGACUCUGCAGUAACAUUCCUGUUUUAUAUCUGGGCAGACUCUGUGCAAGUUUUCCCCAUUUUUCACUGGGUUUUGUCAAGCCUUGAAAUGUACAUCCAGAGCCGAGAGGAAACGGGUGAUUAAAAAAGCCUCGACCAUCGAUCCUUUUUUUUAAAUCCACGUCUGUUUUCUGUAUCCUUAGAGUUAGUGAUAUUUGUGGUGCUCAAUGGUGACUCCCAACAGAUGAUUUCACCUUUCUUUAUAAUUAUUUAUAAAUUGCUGAUAGUCGCUCAGUCUUGCUGUCAAUGACUUCAUUUACUAUAAAUCAUGGGUUCCCAAACUGUUAUUGUUCCUAUCUCAACAAGAUACUAUUUAGAGUACAACUGUCUCAUCUCUUACAGAUAAAUCACAAGAUUUUCUCAAUUUAGAAAACAGCAUUGCUUAGAUUAUGUCCAAACUAUAAAGGCAUAAAGACAACCAAAACUGUUAAAAUAACUCAUCGCCUGCAUCAUCCUUAAACUAAAGCUUUACUUGGGAUAUGACUGAAAGAUGGAUAAACCCCAAAAUUUUUCUCUUCUCUUCUCUUCUUUUCUCUUCUAAAUCGUUUGAUCUUGCACUAGAAGCUGGAUUCUGUUAAAGUCAAUGAUGAGCUCCUAUUAGUUUGUUGCCAUAAAGUACAGCUAAAUCCCAAAUUUUAAGGUUGUGCAAAUAAACCACAGAAAUACAUCAACUCCAAACUCUAAUUCUGGACAAAAAAGUGUUCUUCAUAAUAAACUGUUAUAGCAACUGAGAUUUAGGUAAGACUUGUUGAUUACAUAGGGGGAAAAACUGCUCUGAUAUGCAACUUACAACACAACAGCAUAUAUAUUUGUUGGCAUCCCUAAGGCAAAGAUGUAUACAAUUUCUUUAUCCUUACAUACAUUUAUCUUUUGUAAUAGUAGUAAAAUCUCAUACUGAAAGUUUUAGAAAAAUCCAACCUUGAAUUUGAAUAUAUUUAUUUAGUCAGCAAAAACACAUUAAGAAAUGAUUCUUGUGGACACAGUCAUUGGUAGCGCAAUAAUUGGCACGGCUGCUAUUAAUAUUUUUUAUAACUUUCGAUUACUAAAACUGUUUUAUCAUAAGAUUCAGGUCCCUUGACUGAGACAGAAACAGAAAACGCCCUUUGCUGUGAUGACUGAAAUAUUAACCUUUGGCCAUCUCUCAGUGCACCUCUGGGAAGUUCUUUCAAGACUCUUUAGAAAACCAUUUCAGGAGACCACCUUAUGAAGCCCAUGGAGAGAAUACUAAGAGAGCAAAGCAGUAAUCAGAGCAAGGGUGGCUAUUUGAUCUAAUUGUAAAAACUAUUCUUUUUUUAUGUGGGAUAUUUUUCCCGACGGAAUAAAUUGACUAAGAUUAUUAUUAUUAUGAUUAUUAUUCAGUGUGAGACAAAUUCAUUUUAAGGACCUUUAAGCAUUCUAAUCAGGGUCUGCAAUGAGUUUGAAGGACUGUGUAGAGAAAGCAACUAUCUAGAAUACCUUUUACUUUUUACAAACUUUUUACUAACUUAUUUUACUAAUGUAUUAACUUAAAUCUCUUCUAGUCUAUUCUUUUAAAGACAAACAAAAACAGAAAUCCAAAAUAAGUAUAUGGCUAGCAACACAUGCGCUUACUGUUCAUUGCUCAGUUGAGCUCUGCUUAGUUACAGUUCUGUUCAGUGUGUGUAAACAAUCAGGUAAGAUGUUACACCUUUAAAAAGUUCAUUACAAUUUCAAAUCCUGUCUCUAGAUUUUAGCCUUUAAAACAAUGAUUAAUCAAUCUGUCCUCCUACAUGGAGUUGUUCAUCACAAAUUUGUAGCCGCUGCUGUAAAUUUUCCAACGUGUAAAUAUGAACCUUAACCUCAGGCUCUCAAAGAAAAAAAAAACAUUUACUUUAGUUUAAAACCCUUAAAAAAACGUAUGUUUUUAUAAUGAGCAACGUUUGUCACCAAUCGAAUGUUUUUUAAAAACAAGUCUGACCAUUAAGUACCAAAAAAAGAAGAAAAACAGGAAAAACAAAUAUUGUAUUUGUGUCUUGUCAUUGUGAGUUUGUUUUAUGAUACUGCUUUUGAAGGACAAUCAAAAUGUAGCAAAGAAACAAUAUAAACAAAAGGUUUUUAUGUGCUCUUCUUUUAAUAAGUCAAAGAUGUGUUUUCGUAUGAUGUUAUCACUAUGUGGAGUGAAAAUAUGUGCUGUACUUUGUUAAUCUAAACUGUUCAGUUUGUGUUUAAAUAAAGACUUCUCCAUAA
This is a messenger RNA of Girardinichthys multiradiatus, 4681 nucleotides long. RefSeq names its product double PHD fingers 3 (gene dpf3). The transcript has 12 exons. Gene Ontology annotation, cellular component: nBAF complex. The coding region runs from base 84 to 1259 and encodes 391 amino acids. Gene Ontology annotation, biological process: nervous system development. Lineage: Eukaryota; Metazoa; Chordata; Actinopteri; Cyprinodontiformes; Goodeidae. The record is from RefSeq and is a predicted model, not a curated record.